GUUCGUCCAAGAGUGCGAGGAAGUCCAAGAAUGGAUAAGCGAGCAAAUGUCUGCAGCCGCCAGCGAGGAGUACGGGCUGGACGUAGAACAUGUGGAGACCCUGCAGCAGGCCUUCGACAACUUCCUCGCGCAACUGCACGCCAACGAAGGCCGCAUAGAGGCGGUGUGUGAGAGUGGCAACGCCCUUUUGGAAGAGAACGCGCCGGAAGCAGACAAGGUCAAGCAACGCGUGGAGGACACCAGAGGACUAUGGGAGGACCUGAAGGAACUGGCACUCGCUAGGCAGGAGGCCCUAGCAGGCGCUCGCCAAGUCCACGAGUUCGACCGCUCCGCAGACGAGACGGCAGCCUGGGUGGCGGAGAAGGAAGCACUGUUACCGGACGCAGGCGCGCGGUCAAGGACUGAACUGCACGCGCAGAAGCGACGCCUUACAGCGCUGCACGCUGAUUUGGACGCUAUAAGGGCUAGACACGCUGGACUGAAGGAAGAGGCUGCUAGACUGGGCACAGCAUUCCCCGACGCGAAGGAGCACGUGACAGCCAAGUUGGAAGACGUUUCGGAAGCGCUGGAGGCACUCGCAGCGAGAGCAGACCACGCGGGCACACAGGUUGAGCUGGCGGAACAGCUGCAAGCCUACUUUGGGACUUACCAGGAACUGCUUGCGUGGACCAACGAGAUGAUCGCGCGCGUGACGGCCGCGGAACUGGCGCGCGACGUGGCCGGAGCGGAGAGACUGCUGGCGAGGCACAAGGACAUGCGAGCGGAGAUCGACGCCAAGGACGAUGACUUCCAGAGGCACUACCACGAUGGCGAGAAACUAAUCCACGACGGCCACUUCAUGUCGGCGGAGAUCGAAGAGCGAAUGAGCGUCCUACGCAGCCGCCGCGCGCAGUUAGAAGCCGCCUGGGAACGACGCAGCACCGUCUACGCACAGCAUCUGGACGCGUUGCUGUUCAGACGGGAUGCCGACGCUCUGAGUGGCUGGAUAGAGAGCAGAGUGCCACUAGUCCGCGACGGCAAGUACGGCGAGAGCGUGGCUCAGGUGGAGGAGCUCAUCAGCCGCCACCGCGACUUGGAAGAAACCAUCGAGUCGCAGCGGGACAAGUUUAACGCGCUCAAACGCAUCACGCUGGUGGAGCAAGCCUUCGCAGCGAUGCGCGACGAGGAAGAAGCGGCCAGGCGACGCUCGGCAGAAAGGCAGGAGGCUGAAAGGAUGCAGCAGUACAGACGCCGCGAGCUACAGAGGAUCGCUGAGGAGAGAAGACAGGAGGCCACGCCGCCUGCACAGCCGCCUAGAGAGGUGGAGCGCGUACUGGGCCAGUCUACGGAGACCUUGGAAGAGGCAUCGCCCGCGACGUUAGAACGCCUGCCCAAGCACGACGCAGCCGUCAAGCGAGCCGAGAGCAUGAGUGUGGUGAAGACUCCAAAGCGAACGCCGUCGUUCACAACGCGUCGCCGCACGCAGAGCUUCCGUCGUCACCGCAGGCCUGAAGAGCUGCCGCCGGUUGAGAUCGAAGGUUUCUUGGAGCGUAAGCAAGAGGCCGGCUGCGGCGGCAAGCGAGCCACCGUCCGAUCCUGGCGCGGUUACUACUCGGUGCUGUGUGGACAAUUGCUGUGCUUCUUCAGGGAUGAGCUGGACUUCGCGAGUUCCAAGGCCGCCGCGCCUCCUGUGGCUAUACUUAACGCCACGUGUUCACCGGCCGGCGAUUACACAAAACGCGCGCACGUAUUCCGUCUGGCCUGCGCGGACGGCGCCGAGUAUCUCUUCGCCGCCGCCACCCGCGACCUGAUGAGAGACUGGGUGGCCAAGCUCGCCUUCCAUGCUCAACUACCGCCGGAGUUACAGCUGACUCCGUACUCGCCUAACACAAGUCCGCAAGAUGAGAAUAAUGUGGAACUCAGGAAAAGGCUGCAAAAGAACGCCGGCUCAUCGUCAUCAUCAGCGGCGUCGUCUCCCGAACCAGCGAGGCAGUCUCGCUCGCAGGCCGAGAUCCUUCAACAACACCGCUCGCAACAACGCUCCUCCGCCACGCCAGAACGGAGCGAGAGAAAUAUUGAAUCGACGGUGCUGCCAUCAUUGCCGCCUCGGCAGCCCCCGCAAGAUGACGGAGCCGAUAUAGUUUUGAGAAAUUCUGAACAAACCAGCUCGUGGGGUAGAUCACGGUUUUCAAACGGGCGCGACAUCAACGCAGAGUUCAUAAAAUCACAGAAAGAAGCAUACGGUGGGAACAGCAGCACACGCCCGGCUUCCGUUGCCGGCAGCGGAGGAUCGCCCGCGCUUGACCAGAGACCCGCUUCUAGGUCGUCCGGAGAAUCCGAACUGUCGGUGAGCGGCGUCACAAAGGAGAAGAAAGACAAAAAGGGCGUCUUCGGAGGCCUGUUUAGCAGGAAGAAGCGGCCUCAGAGCCACAUGUAGGCUCCACGCGUAGACUAGUCAAGAGCAGUUACAACUUAACAUUUUAAACUUUCGCGUUCCAUUUCAAUGAGGGUUUUCGCGAAUGAAAGAUCCGAUAGAUGGUGGGACGUGGAUGUGGGGUCUGACUGCUGCGUGAUUGGUGGAUUUUGACAUAUCUGUCAAUGUCAUGUCAAAAAUAACCAAUCAUGCAGCAUUUGGACCUCGCGUCUACGUAUUGCCAUCUGGCGGAUUUUUCAUUCGCAAAAACCCUCAUUAAAGUAGUAAGACACGGGUCUUAACGUCUGCUUGUGACCACGGCUGUAGCAUCGCAGCCGAAACGUCAAGCCGUGAGUACAUAAUGUAACUCAUUAAUAAACGUCGCGUUAAGACCCGUGACUUACUAUUUUAAGCAGUUACAACUGACCACCCUUUAAUACUAAAAAGGUGAAUAUUUUUCACCAAGCUUGAAUUAAUAAAAAAAAUCUAUAUUUUGAACUAGUUACACUACUUAAAAGCAAUAAAUAUACAAUAUGUAACGGAAACACCGUCCGAUCCAUUAAGGUGUUAAUAGGUAUCGAGUUAAGAUUCCAUUUGUGUAAUAAUUUUCAUAAAAUAUUAUAAAAAAAAUACCCCAUGAAAAAUAAAUACAAAA
Messenger RNA from Ostrinia furnacalis (Asian corn borer), 3047 nucleotides. Its product is annotated as spectrin alpha chain-like. The record is from RefSeq and is a predicted model, not a curated record. The transcript is spliced from 17 exons. Lineage: Eukaryota; Metazoa; Arthropoda; Insecta; Lepidoptera; Crambidae. Gene Ontology annotation, molecular function: phospholipid binding; protein binding. The annotation marks the transcript as partial.